AUGAUGGCGACUGCGACACAGAUCCAAACUUCUACCAUCUCGUUGGCCAACGGCCCCUCGGACGACGCAAUACGUCUCGCGGCCCUCUGCCGAGUCGCACUGAACACUCUCUACGCAGAACUACCCGACUUCAACCCUUCCCAGGCCUAUUCACCUGAUGAGAUUGUCAACCUGCCCCUCUCGGCUCAUCGGCUUCCCGACGAACUCUACGAUCUCCCCCGUCGACGUUCCGCGCGCGCCAGCCUGGCCCAGGAGAUUGCCGCGCUGCUCUCACCCAGCGAAGCCGACUCCCUGACGGCCCUCAUUCGCUAUGAAGCCGAACGCGUGAAACUUCGGGCCUGGACCGCUCUGCAGAGGGAGUUUGACCGCCUGACGGCCACGAGGAAGAACGGUCGGUCGACGCACGGUUUGUCCGGUGGUGUCUCGCCUGGCGUGCAAGCACCUGUGUGGUCUUCACGGAUCACUGCGCAGGGGCCUUGGGAUCCGGCUGUGAAACCGAUCUCCUUGAAUGGUGUCAGCGCUAUUCCCAUGCCGGUGGAAGUCGCGCAAGGCGAGGAUCUGAAGCCUUUCCUGGGACACCUGCGUCGCAAUGGCACGGCCGACGUACUUGAAAAUGAUCAGGCCCGUGUGCUCGAGGAGCCGUAUUACAAUGUCCAGGCUCUCGAGUUCAAUAAGGGCGUUCUGUACGAUGAUGGGCGCAUGGACCUUUGCAAGAUGGUCGUGGGACCAGAGCAUAUCUGGUCUCUCAUGUCUUCUUUGCGGCACAACACGUUCAUCAAACACUUCCUGCUGGGGAACAAUGUGAUCGGACCGUCUGGUGUCAACGCUAUCGCUGAGUUUCUCAGGGACCAUCCGGACAAGAUCGAGACGUGGUAUCUGGCUGGCAACUGCAUCGACACGGAGUCCUUUGCCAUACUGGCUGAAGAGCUCGUAAAGUCGGACAGCGUGACCAACAUCUGGCUGAAGCGUAACCCUCUCGGGCACGGAAGCGCAGGCCAUCUGGCCAAGCUAGUCAUCGGCGCCAAGAAUCUGAGGACGCUGGACUUGGACCAGACGGAGCUCGGUGACCAGGGCGUCGCAGACCUGUUCACCCAGCUCGCUGCGCACAAGCCUGAUGAUGCUUCACCACUGCCCUUGCGCAACAUCUACCUCAACGGCAGCGGUAUAUCCACCAAAGCCACCACCGCCAUCGGCCGGUUUCUGGCGUCCCCAGCUUGUGGGCUGACAUCCCUCUACAUGUCCUCCAAUCCCCUUGGCGACGAGGGUAUCCAGGCACUGGCAGAGGCUCUGCCUCACGCACCGCAACUCACCCGUCUGCUCAUACAAUCAGCCGGCGUCAGCACCAAAGGUGCCAUUGCCCUGUGCCAGGCUGCUUGUGGCCACCCCAGCCUCCGAGUCUUGGACUUGGGACAAGCGUACACCACCGAGGAUCUCGGCCAAGCGUACAACUACAUCACGGAUGAAGCGGUCGAUGCCAUCGCCGAGCUGAUCCGCACUUCCAGGCUUGAGUACCUCAAUCUGGGCCACGCACCCAUCUCACCAGCUCAGGUCAGGACACUCAAUGUAGUGGUCAUGGGCAGCCGCUCGCUGCUGUUCUGGAACGCAGUGCCCAUACUACCAGACCCGAGCCGAAAGGUUCCUACAUUCAGACCAUCGCGGGACCUGACGCUGACGCAGGACCCGAAUCCGCCCAAAGACCACUUGGAAGCUGAGAAGGCUCUGCGAGACCACUUGGCGGCUAACGUACGUGUCCGAUACGGCGAGGGUGUCACGUACAAAGACUUUGUGGAGGAAGAGAAGCGCUGGCUGGUCAGCGACAAGGAUGUGCGCAAGAUUGAUAGUGUGUAUCGGAAUCGGGAGGCGGGCAUGGCCAGACGAGGGAUUGCCAAGUUGGUGAAGGAGUGGGGGGAAGGCGAUGAUACCUUGGAGAAGGUGAAGCACGCUGUAGAACCGGUAUGCACUGUGCGUGGGUAA
Molecule: messenger RNA, 1974 nt
Organism: Emericellopsis cladophorae
Lineage: Eukaryota; Fungi; Ascomycota; Sordariomycetes; Hypocreales; Bionectriaceae
Exons: 1
Coding region: 1-1974 (657 amino acids)
Molecular function (GO): protein binding
Source: RefSeq, a predicted model, not a curated record